This is a messenger RNA of Histoplasma mississippiense, 4392 nucleotides long. RefSeq lists its product as hypothetical. The record is from RefSeq and is a predicted model, not a curated record. Gene Ontology annotation, biological process: actin filament organization; vesicle transport along actin filament. NCBI's taxonomy places the organism in Eukaryota, Fungi, Ascomycota, Eurotiomycetes, Onygenales, Ajellomycetaceae. The coding region runs from base 1 to 4392 and encodes 1463 amino acids. Gene Ontology annotation, cellular component: myosin complex; cytoplasm; actin cytoskeleton. The transcript has 10 exons. Gene Ontology annotation, molecular function: microfilament motor activity; actin filament binding; ATP binding.
AUGGUUCACAUAUUCAACGUUGGUACCCGAGCAUGGCAGCCGGACCCGACAGAAGGAUGGGUAGGCUCUGAGCUUGUUGAGAAGUUGGUGGAUGGGGACAAAGUCGUUCUGGUCUUUUCCCUGGAAAACGGAGAGACCAAGACAAUCGAAACGACAGAAGCUGAAUUGCAGCUGGACAACAAUGGAUCCCUUCCGCCGCUAAUGAAUCCAUCCAUGUUGGAGGCCAGUGAGGACCUGACGAAUCUAUCCCAUUUGAAUGAACCAGCUGUGCUACAAGCCAUCAAGCUCCGAUAUGCUCAAAAGGAAAUUUAUACAUACAGCGGUAUUGUUCUCAUCGCAACGAAUCCAUUUGCUCGUGUCGAUUCGCUCUACGUCCCGCAGAUGGUUCAGGUAUAUGCCGGGAAACAGCGGGCCACACAAGCUCCUCAUCUUUUUGCUAUUGCUGAGGAAGCAUUCUCUGAUAUGUUGAGAGACGGCCGAAAUCAAACGAUCGUUGUGUCCGGCGAAUCCGGAGCAGGAAAGACUGUGAGCGCGAAAUAUAUCAUGAGAUAUUUUGCCACUAGAGGGACUCCCAACCAGGGAUCAUACAAUGCGGGAAGGGCGGAUUCAAUCAGUGAGACAGAGGAGCAAAUUUUGGCAACAAAUCCGGUCAUGGAGGCGUUCGGAAAUGCAAAGACUACACGUAACGACAAUUCUUCCCGAUUCGGAAAAUACAUUGAGAUUAUGUUUGACGACAAGACAAAUAUUAUUGGCGCGAAAAUAAGAACAUAUCUCCUUGAGCGUUCAAGACUUGUCUUCCAACCUCUGAAAGAGAGAAAUUACCAUAUUUUCUACCAACUAGUUGUUGGAGCUACGGACUCGGAACGGCAAGAGUUGGGCCUCUUGCCCAUUGAAGAAUUCGAGUAUCUGAAUCAAGGAGGUGCUCCAAUGAUCGAUGGGGUUGACGAUAAAGCCGAAUUUGACGCCACAAGGAAAUCACUUACGACAAUAGGCGUAGCAAAGGAGACCCAGACUGAUAUAUUCCGCAUCCUAGCCGCUCUCCUACACCUAGGAAAUGUUAAAAUUCAGGCCACUCGAAGUGAUUCUUCUCUUUCUUCCACGGAACCGUCUCUUGUGCGCGCAUGCGAGAUGCUGGGUAUAGAAGCGGGCGAGUUCUCAAAAUGGAUUGUGAAAAAGCAGCUUAUCACUCGCGGCGAAAAAAUUACAUCGAAUCUUACCCAGCAACAGGCUGUAGUUGUCCGAGAUUCCGUUGCGAAAUUCAUUUACUCAAGCUUGUUCGAUUGGGUAAAUUCCUUCAUUGGAGUUCUAGAUAUUUAUGGUUUCGAACAUUUCGCCAAAAACUCCUUCGAACAAUUUUGCAUCAAUUAUGCCAACGAGAAGUUGCAGCAAGAAUUCAAUCAGCAUGUGUUCAAACUCGAGCAGGAAGAAAACCUCGAUCGGGACACUGUUCCGGAUGAGCAUAUGGAAAUACUCCGUAAAUCCUCCAACGGCUUUGUGAAAGCCGUUCUCGAAGCAGCAUCCGCUGUACGUGAGAAGGACUCCGCGGCAGUGUCCUCGCGCCCAGUUGCAGCACCAGGGCGGAAGAUCGGUGUUGCAGUCAAUCGCAAACCUACGCUUGGCGGCAUCUUCAAGUCAUCUUUGAUUGAGCUUAUGAACACCAUCAACUCGACUGAUGUUCAUUAUAUUCGCUGUAUAAAACCUAAUGAGGGCAAGGAAGCGUGGAAGUUUGAAGGGCCCAUGGUUCUUAGCCAGUUGAGAGCGUGUGGUGUACUUGAAACGGUUAGGAUAAGCUGCGCUGGCUACCCGACCCGCUGGACAUACGAAGAAUUUGCUCUCCGCUACUACAUGCUCUGCCACUCUUCUCAAUGGACGUCUGAAAUUCGUGACAUGGGUCAUGCAAUUUUGCGAAAAGCUCUUGGCGAUGCCAGCCAUCAGCAAGAUAAAUACCAGCUCGGCUUGACAAAGAUCUUUUUCCGAGCAGGCAUGCUUGCUUUCCUUGAGAAUCUCCGCACUUCGCGGUUGAAUGAAUGUGCAACAAUGAUCCAGAAGAACUUGAAAUGCAAGUACUAUCGCCGCAGAUACCUUGAGGCUCGCGAGUCUAUCCUUACUACACAAAGUGUGAUCAGAGGGUUCUUGGCGAGACAGCGCGCCGAGGAGAUUCGUUGUAUUAAAGCCGCCACAACAAUUCAAAGAGUUUGGCGUGGUCAGAAGGAGCGAAAACAUUAUGUCAGUAUUCGGAACAAUAUCGUUCUUUUCGAGUCCGUUGCGAAAGGUUACCUUUGCCGGCGCAACAUCAUGGAUACCAUCCUUGGAAAUGCAGCCAAGACCAUUCAGCGUGCAUUCCGAUCCUGGCGUUCAAUCCGUGCUUGGAGACAAUACCGCAAGAAAGUCAUUAUUAUUCAGAAUCUUUACAGAGGAAGAAAGGCACGGCUUCUGUACAAGAAGUUGCGUGAAGAGGCAAGGGAUCUUAAACAAAUAUCUUAUAAACUAGAAAACAAGGUCGUUGAACUUACUCAAUCCCUUGGGACUCUUAAGCGAGAGAACAAGACUCUUACAACACAACUCGAGAAUUAUGACAGCCAGCUCAAAUCCUGGAGAAGUCGACACAAUGCACUGGAAGCUCGCAGCCGAGAGCUACAAGCCGAGGCGAACCAAGCUGGUAUUGCCGCUGCACAGUUGACUGCCUUGGAAGAAGACAUGAAUAAAUUGCAACACAACCAUGCCGAGGCAUUGGCCACCGUCAAGCGACUACAGGAAGAAGAAAAGGUGUCGCGCGAAUCUCUCAAGGUGGCAACUGCCGAGCUUGAAAAACUGAGACAAGCCAAUGCUGACCACGAAGUCGAGAAAGAAUCCCUUCGCCAGUUAAUCACUGAAUUACAGGAUGAACUAGAGCUUGCUAAGAGGGCUGUACCUGUCAAUGGGGUUAGUGGAGAUCUUCAGAACGGGGUCACCUCUCAACCUGGUAUUACUGGGUUAAUCAAUCUGGUUUCAUCCAAGAAGCCGAAGCCGAAGAGACGGAGUGCUGGCACGGAGAAGAUAGACGUCGAUCGGUUCAGCGGUGCUUAUAACCCACGGCCAGUAUCGAUGGCUGUGCCUAGCGCUGGCCGCCGUUCCAAUCUAUCUGGUUCUACUUUUGCCCCAGGAGUGGACUCUAUUGAAAUGGAACUGGAGACGUUGUUAUCUGAAGAAGACGAGCUCAACGACGAAGUUACGAUUGGUCUUAUCCGCAACCUUAAAAUUCCUCUUCCUGGCUCUACUCCACCACCAACCGAGAAAGAGGUUCUCUUCCCCUCAUACCUUAUUAAUCUUGUUACGUCCGAGAUGUGGAAUAAUGGCUUUGUCAAGGAAUCCGAACGCUUCCUUGCUAAUGUAAUGCAAUCUAUUCAGCAAGACGUCCUGCAGCAUGAAGGUGAAGAUGCAAUUAACCCUGGCGCGUUCUGGCUUUCCAACGUUCACGAGAUGCUAUCCUUUGUUUUCCUGGCUGAGGAUUGGUAUGCGGCUCAGAAAACCGAUAGUUACGAAUACGAUCGUCUUUUGGAAAUUGUGAAACAUGAUCUAGAGAGCUUGGAAUUCAAUAUAUACCACACUUGGAUGAAAGUUUUGAAACAAAAACUUUACAAGAUGGUUGUCCCCGCAAUUAUCGAGUCGCAAUCACUUCCAGGAUUCGUUACCAAUGAAACUAACCGCUUCCUCGGGAAACUCCUCCCAUCUAACACCCCUGCUUAUAGUAUGGACAAUCUCUUGAGCCUUCUUAACAAUGUAUACAAGGCGAUGAAGGCGUACUAUCUUGAGGACUCUAUCAUCUUGCAAACAGUCAAUGAGCUACUCCGUCUUGUCGGCGUCACGGCAUUCAACGAUCUCCUAAUGAGAAGAAAUUUCUUGUCCUGGAAGCGUGGUCUACAGAUCAAUUACAAUAUCACUCGGAUUGAGGAAUGGUGCAAGAGCCAUGACAUGCCGGAAGGAACCCUGCAGCUCGAACACCUCAUGCAAGCGACGAAAUUGCUUCAGCUCAAGAAGGCAACUCUCAACGAUAUCGAGAUCAUUCAAGAUAUUUGCUGGAUGCUCUCGCCAAAUCAAAUUCAAAAGCUCCUCAACCAGUACCUGGUCGCCGACUACGAACAGCCUAUUAACGGCGAAAUCAUGAAAGCUGUUGCCUCUCGCGUCACUGAGAAGAGUGAUGUCCUCCUCUUAACCGCUGUUGACAUAGAAGAUAGCGGGCCCUACGAAAUCGCCGAGCCACGCUCAAUUAAUGCUUUGGAAACAUAUACCCCAUCAUGGCUCCAAACACCCCGUCUAAAACGCCUUGCAGAGAUUGUCUCCAUACAAGCAAUGGCACAGCAAGAGAAGCUUGACAUGGCUGAUGGCCCCGACGCCCCCAGCGAUUCCUCAUAA